Molecule: messenger RNA, 5601 nt
Organism: Chiloscyllium plagiosum (whitespotted bambooshark)
Lineage: Eukaryota; Metazoa; Chordata; Chondrichthyes; Orectolobiformes; Hemiscylliidae
Product: protein FAM184B-like
Source: RefSeq, a predicted model, not a curated record
CAAAAGCACCUAGAAAGAUAUUAUUGUAAAAGACACAUAGUUAAAAGUUACUGGUAUAAGAGAAGCAACAAUUACACUAUAAACAGUUCAGGAAUUGUCAAUAAAGCAGACAGCUGUAGGAAUGACGGGCGAGUAACAAAGUAUUAUCUUCUUCUCCCCACCGCCCCCCAAAAAAUUGUUCCAUCUAUGUAUUCUCCCACGAUUCUGGAGGCCAUAGGAAGUUCAGUUUCCCUUUACAUCUGAAAGGUUGGUCGUAGUAAAUCUUAGGGACCUUUGUUGUUGCAGUAGACCCACCAGAUCCCUCCCUGAUAUCGAGACAUGGGAAGGAAUCUCGCUCUUUGGUAACUAAUAGUUACUGAGGCGUAAAAUAAGGGGGAAAUCGGGUAGAGUUUAAAAAGGUGUGAAUCGCCUUUAAUUCUGCAAUGUGUGUGUUUCAGUAAAUUGAUCUAACAAUUAGAUCGAGUCGAUAAUUCGGAUCAUUGAACUAAUCUAAUCUCCUCCUUUCGGGGGCGUUGCCGUUUUGUGUUUGUCACAUGGUGGGUUAGGGACUGGUUUCCUGAAAACUUUACAGAUACACACAGAUAUAGUGCCUAUUUUGGAUUAUACACCAUCCACCCACUGAUUGCGCCUCCAGCACAGAGUGGUUCUGGCGCUGUAUGUGCUCCCGCUUCCCCCCCACCCCCAGAGGAGGCAGCGGACUGUAUGUAAGAACGGGCUGGAUUAGCCCCCCUCCUAUCUCUCUCACACCGACCCCCUGUUGCCUGAGCCCGGUGUGAAGUGCAGGAGCUGUCGCCCCACGAGGAUCGAUGGCGACUGGAGGGAGUAGCACUGAGCUGGGGAGCUACGGUGCCAAAUGCAAUGGUUCAAAAACAACUCUGCCUGACCCGGUCCAUCACUACAACUACGACCUGCACGUGAAAAUGAGCAAGAAGAUCGCCCAGUUAACGAAGGUCAUCUAUGCACUAAAUGCCAAAAGUGAUGAGCAUGAAGUUUCCCUCCAAGCUGUUAAGGAAGCUCACCAGGAGGAGAUCCAGCACAUCAUCGCUGAAACACGAGGGAAGAUCUUGCAGUACAAAAGCAGAAUGGGAGAAGAGAUGGACUUGCGGCAUCAAAUUCAAACCCUUGAAGACAGCCUGCAGAAGCACAAGAAAUGCAAGGAAGAAGUGUUGGCGGACUUUGAGAUGUACAAGCAGCAGGUGGUCGAGCGCGAAAAGAAUAUGGAGAGAGAACAUACAGAAAAGAUAAUGGCAUUGUCCAAGGAGAUGCUUGACAUAAAGAAGGAAUUUGAGAGCAAUCUCCAACACUUCAUGGAUGUUCAACACCGAUUAGAACAAGAUAAACAGUCAGCAAUAACUGAGAUGGUGAAAGUAAACCAAGAGUCUGAAAACCUUCAAGAAAAAUGCAAAACAUUAAAGGGCUGUUUUGAUGAAAAAAUAAAAUUAGAAGCAAAGCACAAAGUGGAAAUUCAAAAUUUGAAUCAAGAGUUAGAAAUCCUAAAACUUGAGAAAAAGAGGUUAACUACAGACUUUGAGAAAAAGGUGAAUAAGCUACAAGCCUCACAUCAAAAGGAACUGGAAACGUUGAAAAAAGCAUUACAGCUCUCAGUGACCGAGACACUGAAACAAUGGCAAAUAGAACAAAAAAAGAAUCUUCAAGCUCAAGAAGCAGCCUUACAACUAAAGUUGAAAAAAUUGGAGAGUGACAUGGAAGUCAAGUGUCAAAUGAUGAAUGAGUUCAAAAACCAAAGUCACAAAUUACAGGAAUUGCUUAACAAUGCACAGGUCAGAAUUCAGGAUUUGGAAAAACAGCUUCAAAAGGCAGAGAAGAAAUUGACGACAUCAAAUCUAAAACUACAAAAGAUGGAAGAUGAAGCUGAGCUCUUGAGGGAGAGACUAUUAGUGCAGGAAGCUGAAAUACUGCAUAAAACCGACGAGAACAAGGCGCUGUCCCUAUCUGAACACAAUGCUCAGGCAGAGGUGGAUGGCCUAAAGACCCAUCUGUCAGAGCUAAAGCACAAGUUAGCAGAGGGCCAACUCCAGCAACAACAGAACACUGAGGCUGAACACAGUCAACAGUUGACACAGGUUAUUGAAAUUCUGUCUCGUGAGAAAGGAGAGCACCACAAAAGGCAUGAGGAGGAGCUGAAGAAGCUGAAGCGAGUGGCUGAAGAGGAGAAGCUUCGCCUCAAGGAGCAGCUGAUGAAAGGAUUGGAAGAGCUGGUAAAGAAACACACCACUGAAAUCAAGGCAGUUCAGACCUCAAUGGAACUAGAAAGAAAGCAACUGCAAAAGGAACUACAGAAUCAAUUAGAUGCAAUUAACAUCAAGGUCAAAAAUGAAAAACAACAGUUAGAAAAUGAAAAGGAGGAGCUUUAUAAUAAACUUCAGGAGUCUCUGCAGCAGAUUUCCAGGAUGGACAGCUUAAUGAAGCAAACCAAAAACGACACAGAACAAGCUGACUCCUAUUCAACAAACAUGAAAGAGAGCCACGAGAGGUUACUGCAGGAUCAAGAACAGGCACUUAACCAGAUAUCAGAACUGCAGGAGAAACUGAGAAAGCAGAAGGAACAGCAUGAAGCGUUGGUUUCAUCCUUACAAAAAGAACAGCAUAAAAUGAGGGAUCAGCUAUCACAGCAGAUAGAGACAAAAUGGAAAGAAAAAGUACGAUCUGAGAAUGACAAACUACGGGAGCAGUUGAAACAAGAAUAUGCAAAUGACAAGCAGUCUGCUCUAGCUCACUUACAGCAGGAAAAAGAGAAUGAAAUGAAAAUCUUACAGGAAAAGUGGCAAAAUGUAACAGUGGCACUUGAAAUUGAGCUCACAAACAUAAAGAAGAACUCACAGCAACAAAUGGAGGCUUCCCAAGAUGCUCUCCAGUUGCUUCAGUCCCAGUUUGGUAAAGAAAAGGAAAUGCUCCUGGAAAAACUUCAGUGCGUCACUGCAUUAAAUCAGGAUCUGAAAUCCCAGCUUCAGACCCUAAAGGAACAGACGCUAAAAACUGAGGAAAAAUGUCAACAGCAUGAAAUAGCGGAGGGUAAUUACCAGAACCAGCUGAAAGCACUUGAAGAGGAUCUGUCAAAGUCCCAGAGUGAGACCUCCAAGCUGCAGAGAGAGAGGUUACUACUUCAGGAAGCACUUUCACGACUCAAGAAGGAGAUUGAGUCAAGCAAUCAGAAAACUGUCCAGCACAGAAGUGAAGAGGCGCAACAUCAGAAGUCAGUGCAAGAAGAAUUUAAGGCUCAGCAUGAAAAAGAAAUCAACUUUCUGAAGCAAAACCACCUGAAAGAAAUUCAAGGCAUUGUGUCUGAUUUCAGCAGCUCCCAAACCCGUCUCCAAGCAAAGAUAGUUUCCUUGGAAACUGAAGUGAAAGAGAUGGAAGAAAAAUCAAAGAAGCAUGAAUCCAAACCAGAGGAUUUGCAUCGCAUUAGCACACUUCAAGAUAAGUUAUCUGAACAUGACCAGAUUAUCAAAAAACUUCUGGAUGAAAGAAGAUUUCACCAAUUAGCCAUGGCAAACAGUGAAAGUAGCAUCAAUAGAUGUCUGUAUGCUGGAACCUUCACACCGACCUUGAAGAAGAAGAGAACAGAAGACUUGCCAGUCCGGGUGGUCAGUGUUCCCAACCUGAGUUCAUAUGAGAAAAGUUUUCUAAGCUCAGAAUCAACUCCAAUCAAUAGGUUUCCUCUAAUGACUAAAUCUCCGAGCCUGGACCAAAGCCUCAGCAGCACAUCAAGGUUAUUGAAUCAGCCUUCACAAGUCCAGCCAUCUAAACAAGCCUCGAGCAUUUCAAAUGAGAAAGGCAAGAAUAAAGAAACUAAAGGAAAAGAUCCUCAGCGACAAGAAUGGUUCACAAAAUAUUUUUCAUUCUAGGAAUGAGCUCCAUGUCUAUUUAUUCCCAUUUUGCAAAUUAUUUUUCUUUUUUUAAUGUUCUUCUCAACUAGCAUUUGCCAGAUUCUAUCGGAGAUUGUAAAGGCAUAAUGCUUGUAAGGAUGUACCAGUGAUGUUCAGAACAAUUUACAAGAAAUUACAUGGUGAGGAUUAACUAACCUUUACUCCUCCCCCUAUGUGUCUCUGCUCAGUACAUCCCCAGAUCAACUGACUGAGGAAAGGAAAUGUGUCUUCUGGCACUUGUAUGGAAAGUACCAUGUUUCAAAACUCUGGUGCAAACAUUAGCAUGUUGUCCCACUAGAGCUAUUUAUAUUAAAAGAAAUGUUGUUUUAUAUGCUGUUUUGCCAUUCAUUUAAAAGUAGUUUUGGGAGACUUACUACUGUUGUCAUCAACUUCCCAAUGAUACAAGGUCAUCUAUUCAGGGUGCUGGAGUUUCUGCCAUUAGUCUCAAUGUGACUAAAUAAGUAGAUUCUCAGCUCAUCAAUCUUUGGAUAUUGGAAAAGCAGUGGGGUGGAAUGCAGAGUUUGCUUCCUUUUCUUGCCUAUUCUGUGAAUUACCUGCUUUCAUUAGGAGAUCAUGACUCAAAUCUUCAUUUAGCAAGAUAGAGGAGUUGCCACCAAUCUGAAUGAUUGCUAAUAGGUUCUUCCCAGACAUUAAUAUCAAUAUUUAAGGUUUCUGCCCUCCAGUGUCGGAAUGGCAGACAACUAUCUUCUCUAUGUCAAAUGGCCAAUAUUCAAUGAGAUAUCAAAGAAAUGCUUCACAGAUUCUCAAAUUGAUUUGUAGAAUAUUAGUUGUUAAGCAUAUAGUAAUGUAUAGUUUCAGUAACUUUUGAAGGAGUUUAUAUUAUGAAACAAAAUGGAUUCAUGAAUAGCUAAUUCAAAUCCUAAAGAAGAACAUGUAAGAGGUAUGAUGUCUUUUCUGCUAAAGGGGUGUUUAGAUUGAAAAUGGAAGACUACCUCUAAAGUAAGUGAAGAUAUAGCUAUAAAAGUUAAAACAUUGUUGAGUGCUAAAACAGAAAUGUUAACCAUAUGAUGAUUAAAGGUAUUCAGCAUUGUAUAUCUUAAAAUUAUAAGAGAAUAUAUUAGUUCUAAAAAUAAGGACAAGUGUUUGUUGUGGAUACAAUAAGCCAAAGGGUCAAGGAAUUAAAGUAACACACAACUCUGUGAGCAAAUAGUUUUACCAACAGAAAUCACUAAUGGGCAGAUUACGAGGAGGUAACAACUAUGUAUGCUCCCAGGAAACAGAAAAAAUAAUUAAGGUCAAUCCCAACUGAGACUUCACCUUUUGUCUUAAUUUUCUGGGCAUUCAGGACCAGUGUUGACUGUUUCCGAGGUACAGUGCAUGCCACCCAUAUUUUUGAGCUGGUUGAUACAUCAUUACCUGUGGAUGAUGAGCAGUAUUUAUCCCAACUGGAAGCACAAUGAUAGGUCUCCUCCUAAUAAUUUUGUGUUUGUGCAAUAUUGCUGUGUUGUACCCAGAGAACCUGGUGCUGUUUGUACAGUUUGUAAAUGUGCUUUAUUCACUGUCAAUAUUAAAAUAAAUAACAUUUUCUUUUGGGCAGAGUCAACUAAAAAUUAAGACAUGACAGCACAAAUACCAGAAAUGAACUGGAUAUAUACAGAUCAAUAACAAUCACAGCCCUAAACCAUUUAUGUAAUUAUUUUGAUGAUUCCAUAUCAAGAAUGUGUACCAAGUAUAAUCUUAAGAAAAUAUAAUU